CAGUCUGCGCUGCUAACUCUCGCAGCACUGUGGAGCGAGACACCGGAAUCCGAAGAUGGCUACAGAUCUGGGAGAGCUCCUGGUUCCGUACAUGCCCACCAUCAGAGUGCCCAGGACGGGAGACCGAGUCUUCAAGAGCGAAUGCGCCUAUUCCUACGACUCCCCCGAGUCAGAGGGCGGUCUGUAUGUGUGUUUGAACACCUUUCUGGGCUUUGGCAGAGAACAUGUGGAGAGACAUUACCGCAAAACUGGACAGAGCGUUUACAUGCACCUAAAACGCACAGUUAAGGAGAAACCCACAGGAGCAGCAGGAGGUGCCGUGCCCAGGAGGAGGAACGGAAAAGUAUUUUUAGAUUUAGAGCUUAACCGAGAUUUUAACGGGGAGGACUACGAGUAUGAGGAUGAGGCCAAGCUCGUCAUAUUCCCAGACCACUACGAAAUCCCCUUACCAAAUAUCGAGGAGCUCCCUGCUCUGGUGACCAUAGCGUGUGAUGCGGUGCUCAAUGCUGCCUCGGCAUAUAAGAAGCAGGAACUGGACUCGUGGGAAGAGGAGAUCCAGGUAUCCAGACACGCCCGCAGCCUCCGACAGCAGGACAAUGAUGUCCGCAUCCCCCCCAGUGGCUGGAAGUGCUCGAAGUGUGAGCUGCGGGAGAAUCUGUGGAUGAAUCUGACAGACGGGUCGGUUCUAUGCGGGAAGUGGUUCUUCGACGGCAGCGGAGGGAACGGGCACGCGCUGGAACACUACCGUGAGACCAACUUCCCCCUGGCCGUCAAACUGGACACCAUCACACCAGACGGAGCAGAUGUUUACUCGUUUGAGGAGGAGGAGGCCGUGCUGGACCCACAGAUAUCAGACCACUUGGCACACUUUGGAAUCGACAUGCUCAAAAUGACCAGGACAGAGAAUGGCCACACUGAUAACCUGGUGCAGCGGCGGGUGAGUGAGUGGGAGGUGAUCCAGGAGGCGGGGAUGAAGCUGAAGGCCGUCUACGGCUCCGGCUACGCGGGCAUCAAGAACCUGGGCAACAGCGGCUACCUGAGCACCACCAUGCAGGUGCUCUUCAGCAUCCCCGAGUUCCAGAGAGCGUACGUAGGAAAUCUGCAGAGGAUCUUUGACUAUGCUCCUCUGGAUCCAACACAAGAUUUUGGCACACAGAUGGCUAAGCUGGGACAUGGUCUUCUCUCUGGACUGUAUUCCAAACCACCAAUGAAAUCUGAGCUCAUUGAACAGGUGAUGAAAGAAGAAUACAAGAAACAACAGAAUGGCAUCUCCCCACGGAUGUUUAAAGCACUGGUCAGCAAGGGCCACCCUGAGUUCUCUUCCAACCGACAGCAGGACGCACAGGAGUUCUUCCUGCACCUCAUCAACCUUGUGGAGAGGAACAGCGCAGCCUCUGAGAACCCGAGCGACGUGUUCCGUUACCUGGUGGAGGAGCGUGUGCAGUGUUGUCAGACGCGGAAGGUGCGCUACACACAGCGCGUGGACUACCUCAUGCAGCUCCCCGCCCCCCUGGAGGCUGCGUCCAAUCGAGAGGAGCUGAUAGCGUAUGAGGUGAAGCGGCGUGAGGCGGAGGAGGGCAUGCGUGUGGCUCCUGACCCGGUGCGGGCGCGGAUCCCCUUCAGCGCGUGCCUACAGGCCCUCACGGAACCACAGAACGUUCCAGACUUCUGGAGCUCCGCUCUGCAGGCCAAAUCAGCCGGAGUCAAGACGUGCCGCUUCGCCUCGUUUCCAGAGUACCUCGUCGUCCAGGUCAAGAAGUUCACCUUCGGAGUCGACUGGGUGCCAAAGAAACUCGAUGUCUCCAUAGAUGUGCCAGACUUCCUGGAUCUGAACCGACUGCGUGCAACGGGCCUGCAGAGUGGGGAGGAGGAGCUUCCUGAUCUCACACCACCAAUCGUCAUUCCUGAAGACUCUAGAGAUAACUCCAUGAGCAACUCCACAGACUCUCCAGAGAUAGACGAGUCGUCGGUGAUGCAGCUGGCAGAGAUGGGCUUUCCCCUGGAGGCGUGUCGGAAGGCCGUCUACUACACGGGAAACAUGGGCGCAGAGAUGGCCUUCAACUGGAUCAUAGCACACAUGGAGGAGCCCGAUUUUGCGGAGCCUCUGGCAGUCCCCACGUUCUCAGAGCCAGACCUGCUGGGUCCCGCCCCUUCUGCAGCGUCCCCAUUGGACAACCAACCACCAGAGGAGAGCAUCGCCAUUCUUACUUCCAUGGGCUUCCCCCGCCACCACACCAUCAGAGCCCUCAGGGCCACGAACAACAACCUGGAGCGUGCCCUGGACUGGAUCUUCACACACCCCGAUACGGGGGAGGAGCCAGAGGGGUUGUCUGAGAUGGCCGACACCGAGCCCGAUGACCACGCCCCUUCCAGCGUCAACGGCAACAGUGACCCCACCCUCUCCCCCGACACAGAUGCCUCAGGCCCACGAAUCAAAGAUGGACCUGGACGAUAUGAACUUUUUGCAUUUAUCAGUCACAUGGGCGAGUCCACCAUGUCAGGUCACUAUGUGUGCCACAUAAAGAAGGAGGGCAGGUGGGUGAUCUAUAAUGACCACAAAGUGAGUCUGUCGGAACGCCCCCCUAAGGACCUGGGCUACAUCUACUUCUACCACCGGCUGUCCAGCUUCUAGACCCCCCGUCCCACCCCCCCC
This is a messenger RNA of Sardina pilchardus (European sardine), 2653 nucleotides long. It is a transcript of the gene usp13, whose product is annotated as ubiquitin specific peptidase 13. Gene Ontology annotation, molecular function: zinc ion binding; cysteine-type deubiquitinase activity; protein binding. The coding region runs from base 56 to 2632 and encodes 858 amino acids. Gene Ontology annotation, biological process: protein deubiquitination. Lineage: Eukaryota; Metazoa; Chordata; Actinopteri; Clupeiformes; Clupeidae. The transcript has 21 exons. The record is from RefSeq and is a predicted model, not a curated record.